AUGCCUUCAAUGUCUUCUUAUUCGCCAGUAAUGCACAAUAAUAAUAGUUUAUCAUCAAUCAUGUUUCAACAAGGUAGUAACUAUCUUCCCUCUGUAAAUUACAACACGCCAACUACACCAACUUCUUCUUCAAUUAAUAAUCAACGUAGAAUGGUUGGAACUACAACUACAGGUACUCCAGGAAAUCCUUCUUAUACUUCACCUUCAUAUUAUAAUACAACAAAUUAUCAUGCAAAUACGAGCCGUAGUCCAACCAAUCCACAACAACAACAUGUAGAUUCAACUCCAUACAUUACUCAACAACCUCAACACCAACCACCAGAAGGCUCAGGUUCAGCAUAUGUUGAUUCUUUAUUAACAACAUUUAGACAAACAGAUAGUCAACAAGCCAUCACUCCAACAUCAAAACAAACUCAAAGAGGUUAUAAUACCAAUAGUUAUUAUGAUCUUUUAUAUACAGGAACAAAUAAUCAAUUAGCCGUAAAUUCAUCAAAUCAAUAUCAAAGACCAUCGAGUAGUUUAAGUAAUCAAAUUCCAACAUCAACAGGAAGUUCUCAACACCAACAAAAUUUGAUGUAUAAUUAUCCAAAUAAUGUUAAUCAAAAUAAUUACUAUUACUCAAAUAUUCCAAAUUAUGUUUCUAGCAGUGGAAAAGGAACUUCUCUAUCUCGAGUAAAUAGCAAUUCUUUAUUGCCUCCACAACAACCAGGAUCUACAAUUAAUUGUCCAAUAGUUGUUGCAGAUGAACAAAUAGUACAAAGAUCAUAUCAAAAUAACAUUAACACUAGAAGUUAUUCACCUGCAUAUAAUGGAAAUCAAGCACAUGCUUAUCAGAAUACUGCUUAUCCUUCUUCAAUGCCAAAUAAUCAAACCCAAAUGCCUCCUCCACAACAACCAGUAACACAAGUUCAACCUACUAACAAUCCACCACAACAACCAGUAACUCAAACGACACAACAACCUUCUUCAUCUAACAGUAAUUAUCCAGUAGGUUUGAUUGUUGGUAGUAAGUAUAGAUUGAUGAGCAAGCUUGGUAAUGGUGCAUUUGGUGAAGUAUUCUUGUGCCAAAAUAUAGAACAACGAGAAGAAUAUUAUGCAGUCAAAUUAGAAACACUACCAACUCCACAAAAUGGCCAAGCUAAUAGUGGAAAACAACAAUUAAUUUAUGAAGCAAAAGUAAUUUCAUACCUUAUGAAUGCACAACCAAAUAGUACUACUAGUAGUAAUAGCACAACCAAUUCAUCCAAUAAUCAGAUAAUGAGUAUUUGUCAUGGUAUACCUCGUGUGUUUUGGUUCGGAACUGAGGGAGUAUACAAUAUUAUGGUUCUUGAACUACUUGGUCAAAGCUUGGAAAGCUUAUUCAAAAAAUGUAGUCGUAAAUUCAGCUUAAAGACAGUUCUUAUGUUAGCUGAUCAAAUGAUCCAGAGAAUUGAAUAUACACACAAAAGAAAUUUCGUGCACCGUGACAUUAAACCAGAUAACUUUUUGAUGGGAAGAAAGGUUCCUGGUAAUAGCCCUACAGGGUUGUUAAACCUUCUUAAUGCUCCUUAUCAAACCAAUGCUUCUUUGCCUUCCCCAGGUAGUGAAAAUAUAGUAUAUCUCAUUGAUUUUGGGUUAUCAAAAAUGUACAUGACAGACAAGGGUCAUAUUACUUUAAGAAAAGACAAACAUUUGACAGGUACUGCUCGUUAUGCAAGUUUAAAUAAUCACAAAGGAUACGAACAAUCGAGAAGAGAUGAUCUUGAGUCUCUUGGUUAUGUUUUAUUGUAUUUCUUGAAAGGAACUCUUCCUUGGCAAGGUUUGACAGGUAACACAAAGGAAGACCACUAUAACAAUAUUUAUCAAAAGAAAAAGAAUAUCAAGAUUGUAAAUCUUUGUAGAGGUUUCCCUGUUGAAUUUGCCACUUAUUUAAAUUAUACUAGAGCUCUGAAAUUUUGCCAAGAACCAGACUAUACCUAUAUUAGAAACCUUUUCUUAAAUUUAUUUAUUAGAGAAAAAUAUUCUUUGGAUUAUGAAUGGGAUUGGGUUGUUUUAGAAAAGAAGCAACGCAACAACUAACUCAAUAAAUCAAAGAUUUUAAAUC
Naegleria gruberi is the source of this 2083-nucleotide messenger RNA. Its product is annotated as casein kinase. Gene Ontology annotation, molecular function: ATP binding; protein serine/threonine kinase activity. The transcript has a single exon. Gene Ontology annotation, biological process: signal transduction; peptidyl-serine phosphorylation. The coding region runs from base 1 to 2058 and encodes 685 amino acids. Gene Ontology annotation, cellular component: nucleus; cytoplasm. The record is from RefSeq and is a predicted model, not a curated record. NCBI's taxonomy places the organism in Eukaryota, Heterolobosea, Eutetramitea, Acrasida, Naegleriidae.